Molecule: messenger RNA, 1023 nt
Organism: Peronospora belbahrii
Lineage: Eukaryota; Oomycota; Peronosporomycetes; Peronosporales; Peronosporaceae
Source: the annotation of a GenBank genome assembly
AUGCGUAUUUCUGCUCUUUCAGUCGGAGUAGUGUUGGCCAGCCUUGUGGCGGUCGCGAAUGCUCGGUGCCCUGAAUUAUCUCCACACGCCCGCAACUCGCCGCCAUCUGGAGCUACUGUUGUGGAUCAGAGCGGCAAAUAUCCAGGAAGUUACCAGACUAUUACGGAGGCCAUAGAUAGCCUGUCGUCAACGUCCAAUGCUUCUAUCUUUAUUUUCCCUGGCCUUUUCAAAGAACGCCUUGUCGUUUCAAACAAAGGUCCACUGAUAAUACAAGGAUACACAUGUGACAUAUUGUCCUACUCCGCAAAUAAAGUCACAAUUACCCAUACCAUGUCCCAGACGACUCUUCCUACCAAUAUCAUUAAGAACCGCAACGAAGCGACCAGCACGAUGAGUCUAAAAACCCCCUCUUUUCAACUAAAUAACCUCAAUGUUGUCAAUAAUGCGGGAAACACAGGCCAGGCAUUGGCUGUUUACAUUGAAUGUGACAAGUGCUCUAUUAAUGCCUGCAGUUUACAAGGGUAUCAGGACACUGUAUGCGCCAACAAGGGUCUUAUACUCUUUGCUAAGACGCACAUCGUUGGUGCCGUCGACUUUAUUUUUGGAAAGUAUGCUGUAGCGUGGUUUGAGCUCUGUGAUAUUGAGGCUGUUGGUCCAGGCACUAUCACUGCCAACGGCCGACAAGACGCCCGCAGCCCAUCCUUGUUCGUGUUUAACAAGGGGAAAGUGUAUGGCAAUUACGGAAAAAAAGAAACUUACCUUGGUCGCCCGUGGAGUGAGUACUCCAAAGCUGUGUUUCAAUUCUGCUAUCUUGGGCCCAUCAUCAACCCGGAAGGCUGGCUAGAAUGGAACGGCGACCCUAACACUGAAAAUGUGUUCUUUAAGGAAUUCCAGAACACUGGCGUUGGUGCAGCCAGGGACAAACGAGUGAAGUUCAGCGGUGAGCUAACCGAAGCUCUCAAAAUUACUGACUACUUCACCUCCGACUUCAGAAACGAAUGGUGUGACAAGAGCUGCUUGUAA